UGUGUGAUGGGUGGGCCUCCGCACCAGAAACGUAGCCCGUUAAUUCUUGGUGACUGAAAAGGCCCGAUCUGCAAAACCCUAGCAAGACAACCAUCGUAGCUGGGGUAGGGUUUUUCCCUCUGCUCAUUCUAUCGUCUUCGAGAGUGUGAGAGGGAGGGCGAAGAUGUGGAGAUGGAUUGGGAGAAGAGCUCGCUUGGGAAUUGGCUCGGCAGCAUCGAAAUUGCAGCCGAUCCAAAACUCUCAUCCUCCUAUGAAUCUGGAUCCGGCUCAGGUACAGCGCUGUCGAACCCUCCAGUUUUCAAAUUUAUCUAAUUUCCUCGUUUCUUCUAAGGAAAAGAGAGUCGUCCUCUUUCUCCAAAGCCCUAAAUUUUUCUCGCACGAUUCGCGUGAUGCUGGUGGUUUUGUUGAGUCGCAAUUUGACUCGACAGAUUCCGGAACCAAUCAAGGCCUGGCUGUUGCUUCCGCUGAUGAUGAUGUCGUCGAGGACGGAAACCGGAUUCCUGUUAAAUCUGAAUCGGAUAAUGGAGCUUAUUUGUCGUUGGAUUUCGAUGAAACUAGCCUAGCGACGGAGGGUUUUACCUCCGCUGGGGCUGAUGAUGACAGUUUAGCUGGAGAAGAUGAUCAGGAAAAAGAAAUUGAGGUACGUGAGAUUGAUGUUGAGCAGUUAGAGAGUUUGUUGUCUCUGCUUCAGAGCAGAAGUGGUAAUGUAGAUGAUUGGUCUUUGGAGUCGAGCCUUGAUGAAAUGGACUUGAGUUUACAUGAAGAGUUUGUGGUGAGGGUGCUUGAAACCCCUCUCAUUCCCGGUGACAAUUUGAUUUCGUUUUUCAAAUGGACUUUAAAGAAGCCAGAAUUCUCUGCAACUACAUGGAGCUUGGAAGUUAUUGUCCAGGCAAUUUCUGUUGGUCUUACGAGCAAAUGUGCCUAUACUUUGUGGGAUUUGAUCAAGGAGAUUGGGGAGAUGGAAAAAGGUGUUUUGACCACGGAAAUUCUAAAUGAGCUGAUAUCUCUAUUCUCAAAAUUGGCUAAAGGAAAGGCUGCAUUUGAAGUAUUUAACAAGUUUGAGGAGUUUGGCUGUGUCCCCAACGCUGAAACAUAUUAUUUCACAAUAGAAGCCCUUUCCAGGCGUGGAAUAUAUGAAUGGGCUUGUUCUGUUUCUGAGAAAAUGCUCGAUGCUGGACAGUUGCCUGACAGUGACAAAGUUGGGAAGAUUAUAUCUUAUCUAUGCAAAGGUGGUAAGGCCAAAGAUGCUCAUUUGAUCUACUUAUUUGCCAAAGAAAAGGAUAUAUACCCAUCUAAAGCUUCUGUCAACGUUUUGAUCAGCUCAUUAUGUCGGGGGAAUGAGACUAUUCACUCAGCUCUGGAGAUGCUAGAAGACUUCUCGAGUGAGGAUAGAAAAUAUGCAAUCAAGCCAUUUUCAUACGUCAUUCAUGGAUUAUGUAGUAUCAAAGAUGUUGAAGGAGCGAAAAGGUUGCUGUUUAAGAUGAUUGAUGCUGGGCCACCUCCUGGAAAUGCUAUUUUCAACUCUAUUAUCAACAGUCUAUCCAAGGUUGGAGAUAUGGAAGAGGCAAAGAAAAUAAUGAAUUUGAUGGAAGGCAGGGGUCUGAAACCUGAUGUGUACACUUACAGUGUUAUUAUAAGCAGUUAUGUUAAGGGUGGGGAGAUGGGGGAUGCUUGUAAAGUUUUGGCUGAAGCAAAAAAACAGCACUCAAAGUUGAAUCCUGUGACUUAUCAUUCUCUCAUUCGUGGGUUUUGCAAGCUGGAACAAUUUGACCAGGCCAUUAAGUUACUGAGAGAAAUGAAAAAAUAUGGGGUUCAGCCCAAUGCCGAUGAGUACAAUAAGAUGAUCCAAUCUCUUUGCCUGAAGGCUUUAGAUUGGGGAACAGCAGAAAAGCUGCUGGAGGAGAUGAAAGAAAAUGGAUUGCAUCUCAAUGGGAUCACAAAGGCUCUUAUAACAGCAGUUAAGGAGAUAGAAGAAGAGGAAGUGGGGAGUAGAGAAGUAGCUAUUGGAGCAUAACAUAUCAUCAGCUUAGUGAAGUGAAUGUAAAGUGAAAUAACCAAGUUCUAUGUCCUCGAACCCUCUUCUUCCUUUGGCUCAUCUUCUUUUUUUUUUUUUUAUUAUUUUUAUUUCAAUCAGCUUUUAUUCACGAAAUGGGUAAAAGAGGGUGCUUUGCAAGGUAUCUCUUUUCAAUCA
Diospyros lotus (date-plum) is the source of this 2191-nucleotide messenger RNA. RefSeq names its product pentatricopeptide repeat-containing protein At3g02650, mitochondrial. NCBI's taxonomy places the organism in Eukaryota, Viridiplantae, Streptophyta, Magnoliopsida, Ericales, Ebenaceae. The transcript has a single exon. Gene Ontology annotation, molecular function: protein binding. Bases 164 to 2014 code for a protein of 616 amino acids. The record is from RefSeq and is a predicted model, not a curated record.